AUGGGAAUAUUUCUAUCCAAACCAUCAAGCCAUUCCAGUUCGCCUGGAAAGAGCAAGCCUAAAGGCCGUACACACGGACUGACCGCUCACCAAAAGGCAACAGAAAAGGUCCACGGCAUUUCUCGCAGAAAAGGGGAACGAAAUCCAAAGAACUAUCGAUUAUGGGUCAACGAAGACUUGGUAAGUCCACAGCACAAGAACUAUAAACUAGCGACGGAAUUACCGCCUUUGGGCGCAAAAGGAAAGGAUCGGGAUAAGGCCGCCAGCAAGAGCAGUUAUAGCACAGGAAGUGGGAGCUUUGCACGAAGUGGAGGUAGAGGUGGAGGUGCAAGUGGUGGUGCUGGAUUUAUUCAGCCUGGUGGAGGGUUUGCGGGUGCUUCUAACAGACCUCCGGGUGGCCCAGGAGGAGGACCGGUGGUAAGUAUGCCAGGUGGACCAUCUCGGUCUAGAGGGAGUGUUUAA
Molecule: messenger RNA, 462 nt
Organism: Glarea lozoyensis ATCC 20868
Lineage: Eukaryota; Fungi; Ascomycota; Leotiomycetes; Helotiales; Helotiaceae
Exons: 1
Coding region: 1-462 (153 amino acids)
Source: RefSeq, a predicted model, not a curated record